Staurois parvus is the source of this 816-nucleotide messenger RNA. Lineage: Eukaryota; Metazoa; Chordata; Amphibia; Anura; Ranidae. The record is from the annotation of a GenBank genome assembly.
AUGGAGGAGUGGGAGUAUUUAGAAGGACACAAGGAUCUCUACAAGGACGUCAUGAUGGACAAUCAGCCGCCCCUCACAUCACCGGGUAAGGUCCAUCCGGCACCACCCAGUGUAGAUGGACCAUCGGAUUCCUCGUAUCCUGAGGACCCUCAGACUGUGCAGGACCGGGCCGGCCUUCCAACAGGGAAGAGCUUCUCCUGUACUGAAUGCGGGAAGAAUUUUCGUUUUAAAUGUCGUCUUAAUGUGCAUAAAAGAUCUCACACAGGGGAAAAACCGUAUUCCUGCCCUGAGUGUGGGAAAUGUUUUGUACAAAAAACAGAUCUUGUUACACAUCAAUGGUCUCACAUGGGGAAAAAGCCGUAUUCCUGUCACAAUUGUGGGAAAUGUUUUUCAGUGAAGUCCAGUCUUUACAGCCAUCAGAGAUUGCACACGGGGGAAAAGCCAUAUUCCUGUUCUGAGUGCGGGAAGUGUUUUGUACAUAAAUCAGAACUUGUCAAACAUCAAAGGUCUCACACGGGGGAAAAGCCGUAUUCUUGUCCUGAGUGCGGGAAAUGUUUUUCACAGAAGUGCCAUCUUAACAAACACCAGAGAUCUCACACAGGAGAGAAGCCGUAUUCCUGUCGUGAGUGCGGGAAAUUUUUUUCACAAACAUCUGGUCUAUACAGACAUCAAAGAUCUCACUCGGGAGAGAAGCCGUAUUCCUGUCCUGAAUGCGGGAAAUGUUUUUCACAGAUGUCUAGUCUUUACAGACAUCAGAGAUUGCACACAGGGAGAAGCCACUUUCCUGUCCUGAGUGAGGGAAAUGUUCCUCACUGA